CUGCAGGAUAAAAUUCAAGCCAUUAUCGACUACCCCGAGCCUCAUUCUUUCAAACAGCUCAGGCGUUUUGAUGGCCUUGUCAACUUUUACCGUCGAUUUAUACCCAACUGCGCCUCUCUGAUGCAACCCCUCACGGACCUUCUCCGAGGGAAACUCAAGACGUUCGAAUUUCCUACCGCAGCACGCGCUGCUUUUAAGUCGCUGAAAGAGGCUAUCGCCAACAUAGCUUCCAUAGCGCAUCACGAUCCGACCGCCCCACUGUCCCUUAGUACUGACGCCUCGGACGUCGCAGUCGGCGCUGUUUUGCAGCAACGCGUAGCCGACACGUGGCAGCCCUUAGCGUUUUUCUCCAAACGCCUACAACCUACCGAAUCUCGCUACAGCACGUUCGGUAGGGAACUACUAGCCGUAUAUCUAGCGAUACGUCACUUUCGACACAUCCUAGAAGGCCGCUCCUUUGUCGUCUUCACCGACCACAAACCCCUGACUUACGUGCUCGGCUCGACUACCGACCGAUACUCUCCUAGAGAGUCGCGCCACCUUGACUAUAUCGCUCAGUUUACGACCGAUAUACGGCAUGUCUCAGGUGUGCACAACGCCGUCGCCGAUGCACUUUCCCGCAUUCAAGCUAUCUCCGCUGACGCCGGCACUGCUAUCGACUUGGCAGCCAUGGCCACAGCGCAACUCAACGACCCUGAGGUUGAUCUACUACGCAGGUCUCCCUCAUUGGACAUACGACCCGUUCCGCUGACAUCAUCAGACGGCACCAUACUCUGCGAUCUAUCUCUGGGCACGCCGCGCCCAGUCGUCCCACGUGAGUUUCGGCAGACCGUGUUCGACGCGUUGCACGGCUUGUCUCAUCCAGGCGUUCGUGCAUCGGUUAAACUCGUAACCGCACGAUUCGUUUGGCGCAAUGUUAAUCGGGACGUCCGUACCUGGGCAGCUGCUUGCCUUCCGUGUCAACGCGCGAAGGUGCACAAGCACACGAGAAGCCCAUUAGGCACUUUUCCGACGCCAGACGCACGCUUUCAUCACGUGCACGUCGACCUCGUAGGUCCUCUACCGCCUUCCAAAGGCUCUGUAUAUCUACUGACCUGCAUCGAUCGAUUUACUAGAUGGCCUGAGGCCGUCCCCAUCCCAAAUUGCUCCUCGGAAACAGUAGCGAAAGCUUUUAUGGAGCGCUGGGUAGCUCAAUACGGCUGUCCCGCCAUCGUGACCACCGAUCGAGGGUCACAUUUCUCGUCGACAUUUGCCACGUUGCUUAAGGAUUUAGGCUGUCGCCACGUCCAGACGACGGCGUAUCAUCCGGCCGCUAACGGCAUGGUGGAGCGUUUUCACCGCCAGUUGAAGGCAGCGCUACGUGCGCACGCAGAUCCUUCAUGGUCUGAAACGCUUCCCCUCGUUCUCCUAGGCUUAAGAAACACGGUUAAGACCGAUUUCGACGCCACACCAGCGCAGCUAGUCUACGGUUGCACGCUGCGGUUGCCCGGACAGCUGGUAGCACCAGCCCCAUGUACUUCCACUUUUGACUACGGAAGUUACACUGAUCGAUUGGCUCACCAGAUGCGUGAGCUACGUCCACCCGCUCCUCGAUCGCAGAAGACACCAGUGUACGUGCCCGAGAAGCUGUCUACUUGUUCACACGUCCUUCUUCGCGCAGACGGUGUUCGACAGCCUCUUCAGUCGCCGUACAUAGGACCCUUCAAGGUGCUGCAUCGUGCGAGUAAGGCGUACACUAUUGACCGCGGUGGUCGACACGAAGUCGUCACCAUCGACCGUCUGAAACCCGCCUUUAUGGAAGAAACUACCUCGCCUACUUCGUCUAGUAGUGCCUCGUGCGACGUCACAACUCACCGUACCAAUUUUCCGCAUGCUAAUGAAGUCCAACCAGACCACGAUCACGGUCUGCAAGCUUCAGCAGUCCCGACAUCACCCGAACCUAGUCCGCCGCCUCCCACGACCAAUCGCCGUGGUCGGGAGGUACGUAAGCCCGUUCGCUUCUCCGACUAUGUACAGUGUAAAUACUUUUAACUUUGUAGAUAUUGUAUAUAUUUGCCUCAUUUUUGGUCGAUUAACGUUUUGAAAACAAACAAAAAUAUCAAAAACCCCCGAAAAACCUUUUUCGAAAAAAAUAUUCAAAAACCAAAAAAUAUUUAAACACGCAGCUCAUUCGUUUGUUCUUUUUGGCGUUUUCUGCGCGUGUUUUUCUAUUUUCUCGUCUUUACAUGCUCCAACCCUCCCCUUCGAUCGACUGGCCCACACGAGGAAUUUUUUCGAGGACCCUGACGCGAACACUGGUCGCUUCUCCGCGGGACGAGGAUCGCUUCUUCGCGGGACGAGGAUCGCUUCUCCGCGAGACGAGGGUCGCUUCUCCGCGAGACGAGGGUCGCUUCUCCGUGGGACCAUGGUCGUUUUCUUCGUGGGACGAGGGUCGUUUUGGCGCGGGGCGGGGUGCGGCGGGGGGAGAGACCACUCCCAAGCGCACCGUUUGGCAGCAGCGGAGGUUGAGCUCCUGUCGGCCUUUUUCUGGGCUAGCCAGUUUUUUUGUAGUCCGACAAGCCCGCUCCAACGGCUCGCCGAAAUGCACCCUGCCCUGCAUUCAAUAAAUAACAAAUCAUAAACGGCACAGCGGACUCCGACUUCCGACGAACCCCCAUUUACACGAACGCACGCCCAUUUUUACUCGGCACGAUUUCGCCUUACGAACCUGGUUUCAACAUUCCUUUUCGAUUUCGAAGGCUUUCUAUGUUCAGCCUUCUAGGGGGGGAGCUCUGUAGCGCCCAAAAAGAUAACUCUUAUCUUUCGUGUACAAUUUACUUGUUGACCGAUUGUACAUUACUCCUUCUUGUUUUAAUCUUACAACCGGCUCGACACACAACUGCCUUGUAAGUCCCCGCGCUCACGUGUACGCUCUUGCCUCGCUUCAUCCGUCCGCUUCUUGUUGUAGCCCAUCGAAUACAGUCCGCUGUGUCCGACUCC
This is a messenger RNA of Dicrocoelium dendriticum, 2979 nucleotides long. The record is from the annotation of a GenBank genome assembly. Lineage: Eukaryota; Metazoa; Platyhelminthes; Trematoda; Plagiorchiida; Dicrocoeliidae.